Messenger RNA from Pundamilia nyererei, 4345 nucleotides. RefSeq names its product shisa family member 7a (gene shisa7a). The transcript has 5 exons. Gene Ontology annotation, biological process: regulation of AMPA receptor activity; regulation of short-term neuronal synaptic plasticity. The record is from RefSeq and is a predicted model, not a curated record. Bases 773 to 2878 code for a protein of 701 amino acids. Lineage: Eukaryota; Metazoa; Chordata; Actinopteri; Cichliformes; Cichlidae. Gene Ontology annotation, cellular component: postsynaptic membrane; postsynaptic density; dendritic spine membrane.
UAUAUAAAAACAAAAUAGAUUUAAUAUCUUUUUCCUUUUUUUUCCCCCCCCAGAAAGGAUUUGCUUACAGGUUAAACAAGUGCCAUUUCUGAAUGUACGUAGUGCCAGGCUGUAAAAGGAAUGAAGAGAACAGAUAAACUUGUUUACAUUUAACAAAAAACUGGCCAUAGUCUAUUCUUUAAGUGCCAUCAGCGCAGGAAUGUACAGGAAUGCCAUAUUCUAUUAAAAAUACUUGCUCCUAACUUUGUGGUUGCAAAGCGUAAUUUCACCCCUGGUAGUAAAUGAGAUGUUUGUUCUUUUGUUCAGUAGGGCAUGUAGGAUGAGGCAUUAAGCACUAAAAGCAUGAAGAUUGUUUUCAAUCUGUGCUUUUUGCAAAACUGCAUCCAUUUGAGUGUUCUCGAAUCGAGAGGGGUUUUUAGAGGGCAAGAGAUGAAGUCAUUACACUUUCAGAGCUCCCUUCUAACAGGAAAUUAAAAACAUUUUAAUACCAUUAUCACCAAUUAUUGAAACUUACAAAAACAUUUUGAUACUGUUUGUACAGUUUUUUUAUUUUUAUUGUUCCCGACCUUUUCUAUUAUUAUAACACCUUAUAAAUACGAACAACACAAAAAAUUUCAGAUUUCAUCAGCCAGCAUUAGUGAAUGAAACUCCAGUACCCAGUACAUGCUGAAUGCAUCACAUGCCAUUUUAGUGGGUUAAACUGCAGAAGCGGAUACACCGUUGCAACUGCAUUGACUCAAUAAAAGAAAAUAGAUGUCUUAGUCAUGUAAAAAUGCCGCCCACCACCAAUUUCCGAGUCCUCGCUGUCUCCCUCCUCUCCCUCCUCACUGCCCCUCUUGCUACCGUCGUGGAGGCCUCUCCGUCCCCACCUCCUCAGCACCUAGACCGAUCAGGGAGACCGUUCACGGAGGAGCCCGACACUGGUUCCAGCUCCUCGCUCAUACUCCUCGCCAUCCAGGCCAACCUCAGGCCAGCUGCUCUCCAAGGAAGGACAAAAACUCCAGAAACGCUCCCAGAAACCGCAGAGGAAGUUCUAGAGACUCCUCCGAGACCCCUGCCCCAGGUAAUGUUCCCCAAGAAUGUAACUUCAGCAGAGGCCCUCGCACCUCCUCUAGGUGCAGCCCAGGUGGCAAUGGAUGUAUGGGUGGAUGGAUGCAGAGGAUAUUACGAUGUAAUGGGACACUUUGACAGCGCUUUCAACUGUUCCAAGGACACAUUCAUCUAUUGCUGCGGAACCUGCCACUACCGCUUCUGCUGUCCAGACCGAAGUCGCCAACUGGACCAGGACAACUGUAAAAACUACGACUCUCCGGACUGGGCCAAGCCACAGACGGAGCCCAUGAUUACACCAGAUGACUUAGGUGACCCAGACUUUGAUCCACUGAAGCAGCAGAGCCACAACACGGGCUUUGUCAUCGGUGGCGUGGUUGUGUUUAUGGUGGCUGUCGCAGUAGGCAUCAAGGUGGUCUUCAACAAGGUGCAACAGGAAGCCAACCAAAGGGACCUGAACAUGCCCAGAGCUCUGGUGGACAUGUUGCGGCACCAGUCGAGCCCAGUCCAGCAGGAUGAGAGAAACAACAGCGUGGCUCUGGCUGUAGGAGAUGGCCAGGGGACACUGGGGAGACCGCCGAAAAAUCUCUACGCCCCCGGGCUGCCCAGCAAAGACAACAGAUUGGGCAAUUUGCAACACAAUUUCAUCCACUCAUCAGGCUCCAGUCCCAAGCACACUGCAACUAUCGAACGCACACCUCGGAUGAACAAUGCUCAGCUGGCAGCUGGAGGCACCCUGCUCUCCAGUAAGCACAACAACACCAAAUCGCAGCCUUCCUUCCACCACUCCCUGCACAACCUGGCCCAGCUGCCGCCCUCGUACGAGAGCGCCACCAAGCCCGAGCUCAACAGAUACUCCUCACUCAAACGGCUCGAGAAAGGUCUUGACGAGUACUCAUCUGGGUACUGCACCACCAAGCGCCGGCCUCACACAGCCCAGCCGGCCCUGCAGUCGUCUCAGCACCACCUCCACUGGGGUGGAGACUACACCCUCAGCGGGCGAGGGACCCUCCCCAGACAUGCGGCUCGGCCCUGGAUCCCACCGCCACCUUCUGGCAUGCCUGCUUCACCCACUCCCAAUCCUUACCCUUUGGAUCCCCCGGAGCCCCAGCACAACCCCAACUACGACACUCUCUCCAAGCCUCCGAGAAAAGUUAAGUCCACCGACCAGCUGCUCAACAUGGGUGAUGUCCCUGGAAACACCGGGACUCUGUCCCGGCUCUCCAAGAACCAGCAACACCAGUACUACAAAGCCAUGGCUGCCUCCAAUAAGAACUCCAACACGCAGACGCUCACCAGGAAGACCCAGGACAGACAGGACAGGCAGGACAGGCAGGAGAGACAGGAGAGACAGGAACGGCUGCUCAUGUCCCCAGACCAUUUGGAGGAGAGGAUGGGCGUUGGUGGGAUGGGUGUUGUAGAUCCGUACGCCCACACGGGAAGCGGGAUCGUCCCCACCCUGCCUCGCCAGCAGAAGGCCCAGUCCCAGCAGAACGUCUGUGCAACGCCUUCCCUCGACCGGCACCACAUGAUCAAGAUGAACUCUCAUCCCACGUCCGGACGGGAGCAGGAGAGGACCACGCCUAUGACGGGGCACAUGAGCGGGGGUAUGGGCUGGGCUGGGGAGGGGCCCGGAACCGGAGUAGUCAUGGGAACGGGAACACUAGGAGGCCACAGCGCCCGGAGGAUGGCUUUCGCAGCAAAACGGCAGAACACAAUUGAGCAGCUACAUUUCAUUCCCGGAGGGGGCGGUGGGGGGUCAGCAGGGAGCGGGGGAGGAGGCAGUCAGGGGAUCAGGACGGGGAGUAAAAAUGAGGUGACGGUGUGAGGUCAGUGCCUAAUGUAGAGUUUAGAUUAAAGGGACAGGAAUAUAUCACCCUUCUGCAUUUAACUAUUAGACAUUCAGCUACAAGAAAUACAACUAGAAGUAUAAAGUAUUGUAACAGUAUAAUGUGUUUAGGCUAUUCAAAUUAGUGUUAUCUUGUAAUUAAAUAGCUUAAAUAUGACUUACUUAUAAAAACUAAAAAUUAGGUAGGGGACAUCUGUUCCAGUUAUGUGAUAGCCUACAUCAGCCAUAUUUUGUAUCUGAAUUUGCCGCAUUGCCAUAUACAGAGGUGCCAUUACUUGUAGAAGGACUGACUGGGAGGGUGAAAUAAAACCAACAGAAAUGCCGUUCAUACUUUAGUUUUUAUAUAUUUUUUUCAAAAAGUACUCAGGAGCCAUAUUAGAUAGGAAACCAGAUGAUAUUAAUGAAAAAAACUGGGUAAAGGAAGCGGAGGCCUGUGUGGAAUAUCCUGUCACAGAAUUUCAAAGAACUGAGCCAACUACCUGGACUGCCACUCCGCUCGGUCCUCACCGACGAAGAUUUAUUAAACUGACUCUCAGAUGAGGAGCCCGGUGGACCGGACGAGGCUGAAUGAUGAACUGUGCGCCUGUUGAACUCUUCUGCACCGACCUCGUGCUGACUUAGUGAGACAGAACUGAUUUUUUUCUUUCUUGCUUCCUGUAUAACCUAGAGGACAAGACGGGCUCUGUUUCUGAGCGACACGCAGCAGUCUGACACAACGCCACCGCCCGACGGGAACUGAGGACGUAUCCACAUUACUGAUCUGAUUCCAUGGGUUGCCUACUUUUCCAUGUGACCUUAGAUUAAACCUCCAGAGGAACUCACAAUCUCAUUACUGUUACACUACGGGAGCGUAAGCUGAUAUAAGAUUAUGGGUGAGUUUUUCUCAAUGUUUUCAUCUAUAGAUCAGGACCUACCUGUUUGAAAAAAACAAAAACAACGGGCUACCAAAUAUUAUAGAGCCAUCAGUCACGGCGUUCCAAAAAUUCUUGACAUACACAUACAAAAUCAAGAGAUAAAAGAACAGACGUAUGUGUUCAGUUUACCAAUAAAGAGGCAACUCGCUCUAACGAAGAGCAGAGGCUUCUCCACAGAGCACAAACGAUAGACCAUGACGCAGAGGUUGCACUUACACAACUGUCCUUACAAGCCAUUUAUGGAGAUACAAAGAAAAUCCCACACAGGAAGCUGGUCUGACAAUCACCAUUUAAUUAUUAUCACCAGGUGACAAGUUAUUAAAAAGUCAGCAACAUUUUGUACAGACAGAAGGAUUGGCUUCAGAGCAAGCCGAAACCCUCAGAGUCAAGAGCGAGGGCGACCUGAGGUCCUCUCCUGCGCGGCUCCAGUGUGCCAUACAAGAGACUCGGAUGGUUAGGAAGCCCUUCCCAUCUUCAAGACAAAGACCUUGCUGUAUCAUAACGCACUUCAGCCAGUAUGAAAAAAAAAAAA